CAACAACAAACGGCUCUUGUAUUAGUUGUAGUUACGUGGAAGGCCUUCCUCCUCUAAAUUUACUCGUUAAUAGAUUUCUGCCUUGUCUUCGCAAAAAAUACAAAAAAAUGCGUGAAUGCAUCUCAGUCCAUGUUGGUCAGGCCGGCAUCCAGAUUGGUAAUGCCUGCUGGGAGCUGUAUUGCCUGGAACAUGGCAUCCAGCCAGAUGGACUGAUGCCAAGUGACAAGACAGUGGGAAGAGGAGAUGACUCCUUCAACACCUUCUUCAGUGAGACUGGUUCUGGAAAGCAUGUUCCCCGGGCCGUGUUUGUGGACCUGGAGCCCACUGUCAUUGAUGAGGUGCGCUCUGGCACCUACCACCAGCUAUUCCACCCUGAGCAGUUGAUCAAUGGUAAGGAGGACGCUGCCAACAACUAUGCUCGUGGGCACUACACCAUCGGAAAGGAGAUCAUCGAUCCUGUUUUGGAUAGACUUCGGAAACUGGCUGACCAGUGUAAUGGUCUUCAGGGCUUCCUGGUUUUCCACAGCUUCGGUGGAGGCACUGGUUCUGGUUUCACCUCGCUACUGAUGGAGCGCCUGUCUGUCGACUAUGGCAAGAAAUCCAAGCUGGAGUUCUCCAUUUAUCCGGCCCCACAGGUGUCCACAGCCGUGGUGGAGCCUUACAACUCCAUCCUGACCACCCACACCACCCUGGAGCACUCGGACUGCGCCUUCAUGGUGGACAACGAGGCCAUCUAUGACAUCUGCUGUCGGAACCUGGACAUUGAGCGUCCCACCUACACCAACCUAAACAGACUGAUGAGUCAGAUCGUGUCCUCCAUCACGGCUUCUCUUCGUUUUGACGGCGCGCUCAACGUGGAUCUGGCCGAGUUCCAGACCAACUUGGUGCCUUAUCCACGAAUCCACUUCCCUCUGGCCACUUACGCUCCUGUCAUCUCUGCCGAGAAGGCUUACCAUGAACAGAUGACCGUAUCUGAAAUCACGAACGCUUGCUUUGAGCCAGCCAAUCAGAUGGUGAAAUGUGACCCUCGCCACGGCAAGUACAUGGCCUGCUGCCUUUUGUACCGUGGAGAUGUGGUGCCCAAAGACGUCAACGCUGCCAUUGCCAACAUCAAAACUAAACGUGGGAUCCAGUUUGUGGACUGGUGCCCCACUGGUUUCAAGGUGGGCAUCAACUACCAGCCUCCCACUGUGGUUCCUGGUGGAGACAUAGCCAAGGUCCAGAGGGCUGUGUGCAUGUUGAGCAACACCACGGCCGUUGCAGAGGCCUGGGCUCGGCUCGACCACAAGUUUGAUCUGAUGUACGCCAAGCGAGCCUUCGUUCAUUGGUAUGUGGGUGAGGGCAUGGAGGAGGGAGAGUUCUCCGAGGCCAGGGAGGACAUGGCUGCCCUGGAGAAGGAUUAUGAAGAGGUCGGUACCGAUUCUAUUGAAGGGGAGGGUGAGGAAGAUGGAGGGGAAUAUUAAAAUGGCCUCCUAAAACAA
Gambusia affinis (western mosquitofish) is the source of this 1481-nucleotide messenger RNA. Its product is annotated as tubulin alpha chain-like. Gene Ontology annotation, molecular function: GTP binding; structural constituent of cytoskeleton. Lineage: Eukaryota; Metazoa; Chordata; Actinopteri; Cyprinodontiformes; Poeciliidae. The record is from RefSeq and is a predicted model, not a curated record. The coding region runs from base 108 to 1463 and encodes 451 amino acids. Gene Ontology annotation, biological process: mitotic cell cycle; microtubule cytoskeleton organization. The transcript has 4 exons. Gene Ontology annotation, cellular component: microtubule; cytoplasm.